Messenger RNA from Chroicocephalus ridibundus (black-headed gull), 5538 nucleotides. RefSeq names its product nuclear envelope pore membrane protein POM 121-like. The coding region runs from base 1 to 1587 and encodes 528 amino acids. NCBI's taxonomy places the organism in Eukaryota, Metazoa, Chordata, Aves, Charadriiformes, Laridae. The record is from RefSeq and is a predicted model, not a curated record. The transcript has 4 exons.
AUGCUCGGAGCCCCCGCUCCUCCGAAACACCGCCCCCCCACCCGGCACCGCACCGCGCCGCGUUUCUCCCGCGGAGCGGAGAACCGCAGGGCCGGGUUGCCGGGGCCCGCCGCUCGGCACGGCACGCGCCUAUCAGUUCAUCAAUGGGCGGGGGAGGGGCCCCGAGCGGGCGCGCACACGCGCAUCGCCGCCACCCAGCACACCCCCGCCCCUCCCUGUCACCCCCCACCACCACCAUCGUCCUCCCCAUCAUCACCCCCCCUCCGCCACCCAUCGCCGCCACCCAGCACCCCCAUCUGCACCAUCACCACCAUCACCACUGUCAUUACGACCGCCGCCCUCAGCACCACCAUCACCCUCAGCACCACCAUCCUCAUCAUCCUCAUCACCACCACCACCUUCAACACCACCGUCACCCUCAUCACCGCCAUCACCCUCAUCACCAUCACUACCAUCCUCAUCACCAUCACCCUCAUCACCACCACCCUCAUCACCACCGCCGCCCUCAACACCACCAUCACCCUCAACACCACCACCGUCACCCUCAGCACCAUCAGCACCACCACCAUCCUCCUCACCAGCACCACCACCCUCCGCACCACCCUCCGCACCACCACCCUCAGCACCAUCAUCUUCGUCACCACCCUCAUCACCACCGGCCGCCAUCCGUCCCCACCACAAUCCAAUAAAUCGCGCGGCUCGUCUGGCCUCAGACGUGUUCAGCAACCCAAGCCCCGCCGCUUUUGUUCCGCCAAGUCUCACAUUGUUUUGUCCGGCUGCGGGGCCGGCCCGGCGCGGAACGCGGGGGCUCCGCGGGGGCUCCGCGGCGGGGCACGGCCGGGGGUGGGGGGCGGUUGGAGGGAGGGGGCGGGGGGGGCAGCCGCGGUUAAGCCCGGCGUCGGCGGGGGGAAACCCGUCCCGGCCGCCCCUCUUUCCCCCGGGGUGACCCCCGGGGAUCUUCAGCCCGCGGCGGGGGAUGCGCCCCUAAGGCCGGCCGGUCCUGCCUGUGCUGCCUGCGCUGCCUGCGCUGCCUGCACUGCCCUCCCUGCCUGCGCUGCCUGCACUGCCCUCCCUGCCUGUGCUGCCUGCGCUGCCCUCCCUGCCUGCGCUGCCCUCCCUGCCUGCGCUGCCUGCACUGCCUGUGUUGCCUGCGCUGCCCUCCCUGCCUGCGCUGCCCUCCCUGCCUGCACUUCUCUCCCUGCCUGCGUUGCCCUCCCUGCCUGCGCUGCCCUCCCUGCCUGCACUUCUCUCCCUGCCUGCGCUGCCUUCCCUGCCCUGCCUACAGAGCCCUCCCUGCCUGCCCUGCCCUCUCUGCCUGCGCUGCCCUCCCGACCCUGCUCACCUGCCUGCUCUGCCCUCCCUGCCUGCGCUGCCUGCCCUCUCCGGUUCGCCUUCCAUGCCCGCCUGCCUCCCCUGCCCUUUGCUGCCUUCCGUGCCCUUACCUGCACACACACCCCCCCUCAACCCCCCCGGGGCUCCCCCCCAGCCUCCGCAGCCCGCGGGUCUCGGCGGCGGCCCCGAGCCGGAGGAGCGGGGGCCGUGCCGGGCGUAAGGAUAUAUAGGAGCGGCCGAGGAGCCUCCACGUAGCCUAUACGUAAAGUAUACGUGUUAUAUUUAAAUAAUAAAAAAAAAAAAAAAAGAAGAAGGAAAAAAAAAAGAAAAAAAAAAGUUGCGAUGCAAAUGCGGGGCCAGCUCCAUCGCAAAAGCGGCGGGUGGGGAGGGGGGGGUGGCUACGGGGGGUGGGGUGGGGGGAGCCGCGCUAUUUCCAAGCUUCCUUAACCUAUGGAUUGCUCGAAAUCGAUGGGCAAAGCACAGCGAGCCCGGCAAUUAGGGGCUCAUUACCAUAUAUGCAAAUAUGGCAACCUCUCUGGGCAGCCGGGGAGGGCUGGGAGGCGGCGGGCGAGGAAACGGCAGCGGGGUUUGGGGCUGGAAAUUGGGGUGAGGCGGGCGGGGAAAGGGGGCGAAGGAAAAGGUUAUUUGGGGGGUGUUUAAAAGAAGGGGGUGCACAAAGAGCUCUCGGGGGCGGGGGGGGGGGGAAGACAGACACGCGCGUGGUUGCUCCGAAUUUGCUCCUUCAUUAAAAUCAAAUUCUCUCUUUUCGAAAUAAACGCACGGCCCAACCGUCGUGCCCCCAACCCCGCGGACUCCGAGGAGCCCCCCCCCACCCCCCGGCAAAGCCCAGGCGGUGCCCCGGGCAUCGCUGCGGGCUGCAGCCUGGGAAAUAACCCGGGAACGGGGGGGAACGGCGGGGGCCGGGCACCGGAGCCCCUCCUGGGACCGGGCCGGCCCCGCACACAAGCUGCGGGGAGUAUUUUAAAGGUAACUUGCUGACUUUUUCUAUUUUAUUUUUUAAAGAAAUCCGCCGUAAACCGGCGAUUUUUUCCGGCGCUCACGCUCGAUCGCGCCUUCCCCUUGUUGCAAUCAAGAGUUACCUGCGGUUUUUAUAAGCGUCGGCGGUGGGGUUUGGGGUUUCGGGGUUUUUUUUUGGUUUUUUGGGGUUUUUUUUGCCUUAAUAAACACAGAUUAGGAGCAAAGUCCCCCCUGGAAUUUACUGAAUGCUGAGCAAAGCUGGGGGUGUCCCCACGGGAAGCGGAUUUCCCCCACGGCGGCGGUCGGAGGCGGGGGGGGGGACACACAUUGGCAUCGUCUCCCACCGUGGCGUUUUAUGAAGUUAUACCUGGCUCUCUGCUUUACCCCCCCUCUAUUUGGGAAAUGACUUUGUUUUCCUCCUUCCACAAACCCUGAUCAGGGCUUAUUAAAGACGAAUAAUGCCCAUUUCAAGUUAUUCUCCAAUUUUCUUCCCUAUUUUGUAUUUAUUUUGGUUUGUUUUUUCCCUCCGCCCCUCCAGUGAAUAACAUUUUCUCUAUUUCGCCGGCUACCCAAACCUCAAAAUAACGACACGGAAAUGUAAUCCGCAAUCGAUUCCUUCCGCUAAGCGUGUUUUGGGGGUUGCUUGGAAUAAUAAAAGUAUAUUAAAAAAAAAAAAUAUCCAAAGUCAGCAAAACCGCCCCAAAAGCUCCCGGGAGGUGGCAAACCCGGCCGGUACCGUGCGGCCGGGAUAUUCCUGCUCCUCUCCGCUGCCAGCCGCAGGCAAGCGCAACAGACGUGGGGAAAGAGUUACCGACGACCAACGAGAUGAAGCGUUUUCCCAGCAAAAAAAUCCUCAUUCCAGACCCGAGAGGCUUCGGCGAGCGAGGACGGCGGCUUCGCCCAUCGCAUUACGCUUAAAAAAAGUGCAUUCUUUUAUUUUCCCCUCCUUACCCCAAAGCAGCAGUUAAAGAAAUUGGCGACUUUUGCCUUCAGAGGAGGCUCGGGUGCCGCUCCGCUCCGCGCUGGGUGCCCGCACCUUCAUUUCUUUUUUGUUUUUUUUUGGUUUUUUUUUGUUUUUUUGGCUGGCAAAGCUGGGCUUGAUUUUCUCUUAUAGCGAACCUUAAAGGGGGCAGAGAGCCGUAAAUUCCCCCCAGUUUGUUUUGGGUUUGUUUCGGGUUUUUGUCGGAAUUCCCUCUGGACUGAGGGAGCAAGGGCUGGCUCCUCCGCUUGAAGGCUCGCAGCCUCUGCCGCAGCCCAGGAGUUUCCUACCCGUCUCGGCUCCCACUUAUUUAUUAUCUUUUUUUAAUCUCUUUUCCCCAGCGCCCGUCAUUUGCCGUGAAAAGGGGCGUUAUUUCAGGGCAACGGGCGUUUGAAACUUAUUUUUUUAAGCGAGCUCUCCCCAUGGAAGGCAAGUUGCGGGUUGCGGCGGGCGGGGCGGGGGGGGUCGGUACUUAAUCUCAGAUGAUCCAGGAGGAUUUUUCACCUCGGAAAAACGGGAGUUUCGGCCGUCGGUGUCCCCGGGGUGGGGGGGGGAGGCAGGGGACCCGCGGGGGCCGCCCAGCCCCGCGGUAGUUGCGCGCAGCGCCCCCCCCGCCCCCCGCACGGAGCCCCCGCACCGAUUAAAAAAUACUUGUAUUUUUUACAACAAUAUUUAGUACAACCCCUCCCCCCCCCCAAACCUAAAGCAAACCCCUAAUUCUGCCCAGCAACGGUGUACGGAGCACAAGGCGGGGGGGUGUGUGAGGUGUGUCCCCCACCCCGGGCACACACCCCCCCCGGGGACUGGUGUGCAGUGUGUGUGUCCGUCCCCCCCUCCCGGAUUUUAUUUUGAGGAGUCCCUGCAAGGUCCUGCAGCCCUGUGGGGUCUGGGCUUUAUGCCCCCCCCCCCCGACCCCCAGACCCUUCCCCACCUGCAGCCCCCAGCCCAGGUCAGACCCAGGGAGCUGCAAAGAGGGGGAUGCCUGGCUGCAAAGGGGGGGCCGAUUCACCAGCACACCCCCCCUCCCUUCCCCCCAAAUUGCUCAGAAACCCUUGGCGGGGCGGGGGGUGCAUAUAACCCUUAUCCGUGUGUGCCCCAUGCCCGUACCCAUGGCACGCAUGGGUGCGUGAUUUCCAUACAGCUGCACGCGCGCACACACCGGCUCCAUUCCCCCCCCACCCCCCCCAGCAGCUCUGGGCUCCCCCCCCCCGGCGCAGGACACCCCCGCGGGGAGAUGUUCUCCCUGCCCCCCGUGCAGGCGGAGGGGCAAAAUACCCACCCCCAGAACGCUCUGCCCGCAGGUUUGCCCCCCUCGGGGCAAAGAAACGGGUGAUGCUUUUGCUCACAGACGGGUGCUGGACCCCGGUGAGCACCUCCCAGGGUUUGCAGCCCGCGUGUUCCUCCGGUGGGAUUUUUUAAGGGAAAUUCCCUCUUUUUUUUUUUUUUUUUUUUUUUUUAGGCCCACCAGCUCAGAAAGGCUCCAUUCGGGAGAGGGUUGAGCUGGGGAAGAACCGCCACGUACGGUUCAAAGAAGAUUUUGGGGCUUUUUAAGUAUUUGCACGGUGACUCCAGACGAACACGUGCUUAUUUUCUAUAAACCGCGGCCCCUCGAAGCCCCCGGCGGCCGCUGCCUCUCGAAGCGCGGACGGCUGACGGGGUGUGACGUCCAGAUACGGGGGUUUUGUCUGCCAUUCUCCUUGGUGGCGCCCAGUGGUGUCAAAAUUUGGGGUCCGGGUGUCUGGUUGGCAGCUCGGAGAUUUGGGGGAGGCCUGGAGCUGGGCGAUUUCUAAAGAAAUCUUUGUCUCGGCGCUAAAAAAGCCCAAUUCUGGGUACCGCUCUCUACCGCAAGCGCCUGCGUUCGCUGGGCAUCUCUGCUGCCGCCGCCUGGGCCGCCCGGUGCCACCCCUCCAGCAUCCCCCAGACAAAGAAAAAUUGCAACAAAAGCUGCAUUUUUUUGAAGCAAGCGGUUGCGUGUUGUGGCAGAGAAGCCGCGGGGUCGUUCCGCGUCCCCCCUCCCUGGCUGCUGCCUGUCCUGGGCAUCCUCUGCUCCAUCCUCAACCAAAGCGUCCACCUGCAACCAUGGAGAGAUAAACCCGGAGCCAGCUCCGGGCUGGAAAACCUCCUGCCUUCCUCCUGCCUCCCCCCAGCAAAUAUUUCCUACCCCAGGCGGAGAUUUUUAAUAGUUCGCCCAAAAGGUUAAACCGCCUUCAAAAGCGCCCCGAUAACCUGGGGAGCGUCACAGGGGAACG